UUCGGUCUUGCAAUCUAUAAAAGAAUUGGACGCAGAGGCUUUAUCAUCUGUGUUUCAGUGACUGCAUUAGUGUUGUGUUGUGUGCACGUACCAAUUUGUCGAGAAAACCAAAACAAUGCAGACUUCUACAGUUAUCGUCCUUGCAUGUCUAGUCGUGGUGGUGGCAAGCGCUCAUUUUGAGCAUAGUCCGGCAGUGGAAGCUGUCCAGGAAGCCGUUUACGACACACCCGUCCAUGACAGCAGCCCCAGGACGAAAAGAGGGUUACUUCUUUUGAAGAAGAAGUUACUCCUUGGUGCUCUCGGGUUAAAAGCGGCCAAAGUCGGUGUUGGUGCCGGCGUCGUAGGCGCUAUUGCUCUCAAGAGCAAAUCUGGCCAUCAUCAUCAUGCCCCACCAACUUACGUAGAAAUUCAUAGCCCUCAUCCCCACCCACCAGCUUACAUAGAAGUUCAUAGCUGGCAUUAGGAGUUUUCUGAAGACAAAUUUUGGUUUCGUGGUUAACAUUUAAUUUAGUCUAUUUUAAGUUUAGGUUAGAAAAGACUGUUAUACGUACGUAUCAAAAAUAGGAAAUUGUAGACCAUGUUUCACACUUGCAAGGGAGUUUUAAAAAAACAUUUUCGAAAAAAAUGUAUAGAAUUUUUACGCUUCCACCAAGUUAUAUUCGCUGCCAAAUAGCGGGUGUCAAUAUUGUUCUACUUUUUCCAACCUUUAAAGAAAUAGUAUUAUACCAUAUAUUCAAAAACUGAUGUACCAUAGACGGAGCAAGAUAAAUAUGUACGGAGAGCAACGCGUGGCUGUUGGUUUCUUACAACUGUAACUAAAAGCUAGUCCAUUUUAAACUUUAUUAAAGGCAUGUAUUCACUAAGUAAAAAAUAAGUCGUAUCACGCUACGUUUCACAUUUUUAGCAUCGAUGAUAUCGGCAAACUAUACAUGACACGCAGUAUUCAUCAAAUAGCAAAUACAUUGUUUAUACAAUUUUGCCAAAUAAAAGAUUCUAAUUAUUGCUCUACACACGGUGACAUGUAGUAUUAUUGUUGGUUAGUGAAUACAUGGGUAAGGAAAACAAGCAGUUAAAACAUUUUUAGUGUUGAACAGUUCAAUCAAUUUUAAAAACAAUAGUAUCAAAAAUAAAAACUGUUUUAUAUCACUGCAUAAUUAUGACAUUGCAGUCGAGCUGAGAUCAAAUUCUAAUUAAUGAUCAAGAAUUUAUUAACUGCAAUAAUUGUUUUGUAUAAAUGUAGCUUAAAUAAGUAUGUUGGUUGUUAAUGUAUUUUCCAAAAUUCAAAUUUAUUAGUCAACUAGACUACGUGCAAAUUGUAUAUACAACUUUUUGCAUAAAACGUAACAGAAUCAUUAUCAUUUACAACCAGAGUAUUUGGUCAACACUUCACCGACAAAUCUUAAUAGUGAAUUUUUCAACAAGGCAAAAAAAUGAGCGAAGUAAAUAAGAAAUCAAGAGCCAUGACGUCUAUUAUUCUAGUGUGCCAUUACCGAUAGAUAAAUUGAUUGCGAUCUGACACAAUGCUUUCUAAUUCGAAAACAAAGAAAUCUUGUAAUUCGCACAUUCAUUUUGCCACCAUUUUUUGUUAGAAUUUGUAUUCGACCUAUCGUUAUAGUUUUGUUUUCGUGUUAGAAAGCAGUUGCUUAAGUUUUUGGAUCAAUAGAUUUGUAACCUGAAACGAAUUGGCCUGUUACAAGUAGUGUAAAAAUCGUACUGAAGAAAUCAAUUGAUAAAUAUGUAAAUUUGAUGAGUUGAGUAUACAUAAUUUUGUUUUACCAGACAACGGCCUAUUCGAACCCAAGGUUAUGGUUAUACUACAUGGUAUAAGUUAAUUGAAGUUAUGGAUUAUAAUUCCACAUCAGCUUGAGACAAUCUAAAAAAAUAUCGAUUUGAAUGAAAACACAGCAGCAGCUUGUAAUUGUUAUAAUAUUUAUAGCAAACCUUUCUUUGUACCAAAACAAUAAUGUAUGUUGUUAAUAAAACUCUUCAAAGAUUUA
Messenger RNA from Manduca sexta (tobacco hornworm), 1997 nucleotides. RefSeq lists its product as uncharacterized. The coding region runs from base 116 to 463 and encodes 115 amino acids. The record is from RefSeq and is a predicted model, not a curated record. The transcript has 6 exons. NCBI's taxonomy places the organism in Eukaryota, Metazoa, Arthropoda, Insecta, Lepidoptera, Sphingidae.